UGCAGACAGUGGCAGCAGGUGAUGAGAAGAGGUAGAAGAAUCCUGUAACCACUCCCAGCCUCUCUCCCUCUCUCUCCCCCCUCCGCGAUGCCGCAGCUCCGGUAUCAGUCUCCAGUCAGCAGCAGCCAUGGCGACGGUGGUCCAGCCGCUCACACUGGAGCGAGAUGUUGCGCGGGCUAUCGAGCUGCUGGAGAAGCUGCAGGAGUCGGGGGAAGUUCCUGGGCACAAGCUGCAGUCCCUGAAGAAGGUGCUGCAGAGCGAGUUCUGCACAGCAAUCAGAGAGGUCUACCAGUACAUGCAUGAAACAAUUACAGUGAACGGCUGUCCGGAUUACCAGGCGAGGGCCACGGCUAAGGCCACGGUUGCAGCCUUCGCAGCCAGCGAAGGUCACUCUCACCCUCGGGUGGUUGAGCUUCCCAAGACGGAGGAAGGGCUUGGCUUCAACGUGAUGGGUGGCAAGGAGCAGAACUCCCCCAUUUACAUCUCUCGCAUCAUUCCUGGAGGCGUGGCUGAAAGGCAUGGAGGCCUAAAGCGAGGGGAUCAGCUGUUGUCUGUCAACGGUGUGAGCGUAGAAGGAGAACACCACGAGAAAGCGGUGGAGCUGCUGAAAGCGGCCAAGGAUAGCGUGAAGCUGGUGGUUCGCUACACCCCCAAGGUGCUGGAGGAGAUGGAGGCCCGCUUCGAGAAGCUCCGGACGGCCCGGCGGCGUCAGCAGCAGCAGCUCCUCAUGCAGCAGCAGCAGCAGCAGAACCUGCCGUCUCAGCAGAACCACAUGUCGUAGGUUGUUCCAGAAGAAGUAAAGGAGCACUUUCGGGUGGAUCUCCAUGUAUUGGAAACCAACAGGUGGACUUUUUUACAUCCUCGUCCUCCCUUCCAGCCUUCACCGAUCAUCGAGCAAAGAGAGAAUUUGAAAUUGGUGCUUAGUUUAACCUUCCUUUUAUGGUUUCUCUUCUUUUCUGUGAGUUUCAGUUAAAGCUCCCUUUUACUGCUUCCUCCUUCCUUUGCCUUUUUCCCCAUAGAUAUUGUUUGUGAAGUGGUGUUUCUAUUGAUUCUUCAACUGGUGCUGGUGUCUCGUAUGAAUGAUCCUUUGGUUUCCGGUCCUUUUUUUGGAUAAACUCUUUUUUACCUUCGAAACUGUAGCAAGAAAAUAAUUUUCUAUCCUGUAGGUGUAGCAAUAACACAUUCUUGGGUUUUUACAGUUGGCCACUGAGCUCCCGAUCACACCGACUUUAUUUCACGUAAUUCACUGUAGAGAAAAUCGAGUUUAACUCAAAGUUCUGGCAGCUUUCGAGUCCAAAUCUAUGCCGUUUAAAGAGAUUAUCAACAACAUGUAUGAUUAAAGUUUAAUCAAGGUCACUAUUAGAGAUAUUUAUUCAUUUAAUUCAAGGACAUUUUAUGUAGAGAAUAUAUUAGAGAUUAUUUCACUCUGCAGAGAUGCUAAAUGUGUCCUGUUACUAUUAUAAAAAGAAUGUCUUUGACUUUUAUUUGCAUUAAAUUAAAUAGAAUUAUGCUCAAAGCAUGUUUUUUAGAAUAUUGUAUAUUAAGAGUUUUAUCAUCAUCUGAUAUUUAUUUAUUCUCAGAUAAACAGAUUGUCAUUUAAACUCUGUUCAGAUUCUUGACAUCAUUUCCUAGCUUUGUUUCAUGGACAUUUAUUUUGAAUUAUUUUUCUGAAGUGAGAGGAAAGUUUGAUAUUUUGUUCGUUGUUUUGUUUAAAUUAAAUCUUUUCUCCUGAACAAACAUGUCCAAAUUUAAAGCUUUCCACCUGAUUUGAGUUUAUUUUGGUUUUUGUCUUUGCUGCUGAGCACUUCCUGUUUGCGAGAUUUUGUUUUUAUUUUGCUAACCGGUGAAAUCUUUGAUAUUAUCUUUUAUUCAGUUCCAAAACCUUGAAGCCCAAUCAGAAAACAAAACGUAAUGUUUUUCUCCCCUUAGUGAACAGACUGUGUAAAAGAACAGUCACAAACUCACAUUCUCGUGGAAAUAAUCCAGAUUAAAGCUUUCCAUUGAUCUGCUUUAUACGAUGAGGUCAUUGCCGAAAUAACCUGCUGGCGUUGAAGCUCACUUAAUGCCACAGCUUUGUGUUAAGUGAGCUUAAAGCUCAGGUUUUAUCUCAAAUAUUUUUCUUCCUCCAGUUAAAAGAAUAAAACAUUAAAGAGCUUUUUUGUAUCUUUAAUGACUUUUUUCCUAAUUGACUCCGUUUUGAUGCUAAUAGUCCAGGGGUGUUUCUCAAUGUCAAGGAACCUUGCCUUGAUGUCUUGGCCCCGCCCCGGUUGCCUAGGAGACACAUCAUCAGAGUGCCGUUAUGGCUGCUCUCGUGGUCUGCCUGUAUCUGUUUUGUCUACGUGUGUGUGUGUGUGUGUGUGUGUGUGUGUGUGUGUGUGUGUGUGUGUGUGUGUGUGUGUGUGUGUGUGUGUGUGUGUGUGUGUGACUUUGGUCAGGAUGUGCUGCGGAGUCAAGUUCCUAUGCUUUGGGACGCUGGAGCACUGGCAAUAAAGCUGAUUCUGAUUCUGAUCAGGAACCGCCAAGACGUGUUCCAAUGGGUUCCAAUGUUCAUGUUCUACCGAGGCGUGUGUUCUCCGUUUGUUAUCCGUUUAGCUAGCUGAGCAAGGACACACGGGAGGUGUUUUGUAGCCUAGUCUUGGCCAAAAAUUACCCAGAAUACACCGCGGUAUUUUCAAAAGAACGGCGGAUCAGAAGCCGGCAGCUACUUCGGGACAAUUUUCAAGUUUAAAAGUAAGUCAACUAAUUUGAAAAUGUUUUUUUUUAGAUCCAAAGAAAUUAUCUAUGGUUGGUUAGUUGCUUGGUAGUUGCAGCUUCGGUGGCUAGCGGGUUGUAACUCACUUAUAUUUUUUAUUUAACAAACACAUACACAAUUUAAAAUGUAAAAGGCUCGUUAUACAUUUAUAUUGAAACGAAUACGUAUAAAAUAUAACGUUAUUUCCCGUGUCACAUGACGUUACGUGACUGCCGUGGAAGCCGCGCUCGUAUGAUGCAAGUCUGUUCCAUUUAACCGUUUUCUUUGACCAAGGAAGGGCAGUGUCCUCGUAGUGUCCUCGUAAGCAAGGCGCCUGUUCUUGCAAGACAUCGCCUCACAAGGCCAGGCGCCUUGACAUUGAGAAACACCCAAGGACUCCCCGUGACAAGAAGACAGCGAACCGUUGAUAUGCAAUUGUUAUACAUACUAUAUUUGUAUUAAUAAAUCUAUGUGCUUGUGUA
Molecule: messenger RNA, 3213 nt
Organism: Nothobranchius furzeri (turquoise killifish)
Lineage: Eukaryota; Metazoa; Chordata; Actinopteri; Cyprinodontiformes; Nothobranchiidae
Gene: lin7a
Product: lin-7 homolog A (C. elegans)
Biological process (GO): neurotransmitter secretion; maintenance of epithelial cell apical/basal polarity; protein localization to basolateral plasma membrane
Cellular component (GO): synapse; MPP7-DLG1-LIN7 complex; basolateral plasma membrane
Molecular function (GO): L27 domain binding
Source: RefSeq, a predicted model, not a curated record